UGUCUGUCAUUGAAAGGCGUACCUCAGAAGUACAUAAACCUUGUGAAGGCUCUUUACUCUAACACUACUAGUCGAGUCAGGGCUUAUGGCGAACUGUCUUUUACUUUUGCAACCUCAAGUGGUGUCCGUCAAGGCUGACUAAAUUGGACUUCCCCUAAAGAAAAUAUAAACGUGCAACCAUGUGAAAAAUAGCGAACUUGCCAUACCAAGGUAUUUGGCGUUAGAAAAGAAACCGUUAGUUAAAUGGAAAAGUUAAGCAAAAAUUGGUAGCUCACUUAGUAUUGGAAUGCCAUAUUAUGUUUUUAGCCACCAGAAAUUCUGUCUCUGAAUAGUUUGCGUACUUAUUUAGGACUAGGUCUAGCAGCCAUAUUGUCCACCCAGUAUUUUGACGGGACACUAGCAAAAUCACCCCAAAUACCCUGGUAUGGCCGAGAGUGGGGAGAGUCCGCGCGCUUUAACAGGGUUAGUGGACAUGGAGAGUUCACCUGGGGGGGGGGUGAAAAACCCUGAUUCCAAACCACUGGUGCACAUGGGCUCCACUAUCCUAAGGGAACAAAUGGCAUAUGAACCAAUCGUUAGUCACCGGCUACCGUGAGACUGCAUAUCGUGACGUUGCUCCACUGCCUUGUAGAUUAGAUCUUUAGGUCGAAGGCUCCGGGUGUGACCCCCUAAGAAGACCAUCUGCUUCGGUUUGGGCACCCGAGCAUUAUCACAGUCCUCACACAUAUCAAAUGAGAUUUGUGUGGCGCAUAUGUAUUUGGUACCUCCUUGUACUAAUAUCUAUGUGUUAAAAUAAAUAAAUAAAAAUAAACACUAGGACUACUUUAAUGAUACAAAUGUGAUCAUCCGCGGUUUUGUCAUAUUUCACCUUUAAUGAUUGUGUCGUAUGGUCGUAUCAUAUCGCAAGUCAAACUGAUGCUCACAAUCCUCCUCUUUUAACCCAUAAUUGGACACUGCGGUUUCAUGUUUUGCAGUUUUCAAAGUAUCAGACUUCGUGAACAAUCACUUCAUUAGCUCUAACAGUAAACGGAAUAAAAUCACUAGCCAGUUUAGCUAGUAAUUUCCGACUGUUAUCCUUGAAAUUGUCACUACGAACUCUGUUCAGUUUCACAUUUAGUCCUCAUUCAACCACUUUGCUUAGUAUAUAAUACAGUAAAACGGUUCCUCCAUAUAUAUUGUCAAGUAAUAGCCUCAGUUAUUGUCAUAUCACUUCUGUUACAAACCCAGUAUAUGAAUCUUACAUGAUAAUUUACAAUUGGUCCUGAAUUUUGAAUCAGUACUGUAGAGUUUUUGAUCUUUACAGGCUUUCAACAUCAGUCUUUUGUAAAUCCUAUUUCUGUUCAAAUGAUAUUUAAUCCAAAGUUCUCAUUCGAUACUCCUGAUGUCACACCAGUUGUGGAUGCUCAAAAUCUAUCAUCUACCCAUAUAUCAAUUAAUAGAUUAGUAGAUACCUUAAUAGAAACCUAUCGCAAAGACAUAUGCUCCGACGAAAGUGUUGAAGUUUGCAGCGAUGCUAUUCCACCAGGAGUUUUAGAAGAUGAAAGUUCCACUACUCAGUUUACAGACGUCGUUCGAGAUAAAGGUAAUCGCGUUCGCAAGAAAAAGGAUGAGUCAGAAAAAUUUAAUUUUGCUCGUGCUGUUACAAAAUACAAGCAGGUGUCGUCAUUUAUAGAACUCAGUUUAGCUAAACCAUUACUUAAAUCACUUACUGAAAUGUCCUUAGACAAACCAACUCCUAUCCAGUGCGCAUGCAUCCCUGUUGCCUUACUUCACCAUGACAUAUGUGCUUGUGCCAGGACAGGGUCCGAGACUAGCAAAAAGCCAACUGAUUUUAACCAUGCAGUUACUCGGGCCCUUGUGAUCAGUCCGACUAGGGAGUUAGCUGUGCAGAUUUUCAACGUCGCCGAAAAGCUAGUUAAAUAUUGUCCAAAGCUCAGGAUUCAGUUAGCGGCUGGAGGACUUGAUUUACACUCACAGGAGGCUUCCUUGAGAUUGAAUCCUGAUUUGGUAAUUGCAACACCGGGACGUCUGAUCGACCACCUCUCAAAUGCUCCUAGUUUUAACUUACAACACAUCGAAUACCUUGUAUUGGAUGAGGCUGACAAGCUUUUAGACGAAUACUUUGCAGAGCAAAUAGGAGAAAUUAUUAAAUUCUGCAGCACAAAACGACAGACCUUGCUAUUUUCUGCUACAAUGACGGAAAGUGUUAAAGAACUUGCUAUACUUUCGCUUCGCGACCCAGUACAAAUAUUCCUCAAUCAAGCAACUGCUGUAGCCCAAUGUUUACAUCAAGAAUUUGUUCGCAUCCGUCCACAUAGAGAGGAUGAUCGACGAGCGAUCGUCGUAGCCUUGCUGAUGCGUCAUUUUCGUAAACGGACCAUAGUUUUCUUACCUACUAAGAAGGAUUGUCACAAAAUGCAUAUUAUGUUAGGUUUACUUGGUCUUUCAUGUACUGAGUUACAUGGCAAUAUGACACAAGCACAGAGGUUGGAGGCUUUGAAGCGUUUCUCGUAUGUUGGUGAAAGUGAUGAAUGUAAAAAUAAAAGCGCAAUUGAUCAGCUUUCUGAAAUGAAUAAACAUGAUAUACGCCCUGUUGAUAUUCUUUUGGCAACUGACUUAGCAUCAAGAGGUUUGGAUAUUCCCAAUGUACAAACAGUUAUCAAUUAUACUUUACCUCAAACUAUGAAACAGUAUGUACACAGAGUUGGUCGUACCGCUAGAAUUAUGAAUGUUGGUCGAGCAGUGUCUUUAGUGGGUGAGGAUGAUCGCAAAGUGAUGAAAGAAAUAAUGAAACAAGCACCUUAUCCGGUUAAAGCACGAGUUAUAGCAUCAGAUGUUAUUACUACUUAUCAGUCCAAAAUUACUCGCUUGGAACCUAUAAUUGGAAAAAUCUUGGCUGCAGAAGCUGAGGAGCGAGAAUUGAGGGCCGCUCAAAGUCAACUAUCCAAGGCUGAGGAGUUAGUUACUUGUAUGAAGUCUGAAACGGCACCGCUCUCAUGUGUGGAAAGGAGAGUAGACUGGUUCGCUGAACGUAAACGUGAUAAGAAGACUAUUGGUCGAAUUUCCAUAGAGAUCACACUGCUGGCUUUUGCAGAGAACUGCCAAUCGCGCUAGGCUCCCCCAGGAUAAGCAAGUACCUGUUGGAUUAAUUGUUUGGUCCAAACAUGUCCAUGGUAUUUACUUUCAAAUUGAGCUCCGUCUUUUUGAUUAAACUCUCCUGUACUUAGCAAAUACUCAAAACAUGGCCGGAGUAUAAACAUGUUUUAAGAGAGAAUUGAUUCUUUUAUUGACCCUCAACAAGUCUUUAGAUCAGUGUACAGUGAAUCACUGGUUCACCAAAUCAGCGUGGUAAGGUUUUUGGGAAUGACCGGGGUUAGAUCUUUUAUUCAUAUCCUGGAGAAACAGAAUACGCUUUUAUCUCAUUCAACAAGGUUUGAGUGUUGAAAGCUCCAAAAUAUUUGUGGAACGACUUCAGGAAAGCAAUAAUAUAUCGUAAAAUGAGGUUGUCAGCAUUGGUUGCUCAUCAAAGAAAACAUGAGAUCGGAAUUUAUAACGGGGAGAACUGUUAACUGAGAAUAAUAUUAACUCCUAGCAAUUAACAGGAAAAUCUACACAACGAUCAUAUCACAUUAACAGACCAGCUUAUUUUGAUCGUGCAAUGUUGACUAAAUUCCCGUCAGUCUGUAUUAAAAACACCUAAAUGCUUUAAGAGGCAAGUCGUUAUGCUCCCAUAUACUGGUGUCGUCAUAAAUAGUUAUUUUGAUUGCUAUUUAGUUCACAGGGUUACAUCUUCGAUAAACACAACCUCGUAAAUCGUUUGGGUUGAGAUAUACAUAAUCUUAAAUAGGUUGCCGUAUAUCUAGCUGAGAAUAUGCAGGUGGGCAGUAUGCUCUAUGAAAUGUAAUUACAAAUUGAUAAUGCUAUACAGGUUUAAAUACAAAGCCCGUUUAGUGUGUGAAUAGUAAUACUACUUAACUUUCUAAGCUAAUGUAUGGUAAAUUAGAGAAUGGAUUUCAUUUUAUAGCAUUUUUAUAAACUAUAUUUAAACUAAUACCGAGACACUACACUUUCUCAAAAGACACUGAAGCUUCUGAAAUCAAGUUGUUUCUGGAUAGGAUUAGAGACGAUUUUACAAAGAAAAUUUAUUUUUUACGAUGACAUCUGCUGAAGCUACUAGAACAUAGUGUAGCAAUGGGUCGCGAAUUGUUAGAAAAUAUCUAAUACCAGAAGUAGGUUCUAUAAUAAAAAAGACGUUGCGAUGAAGAUAGUUUAUAGCUGAGGGAUAAUUGCUCGCUACAUGAACAUGAAGAAUUGAGUAGUUUGUUGUUGUAAUAAUAGCUUAUUAAUAAUUAUGAAGAACUGAUGAAUCAGUAGGAACUGUCUAUUGAGUAUGGAAGGGGACAAGAAACGAGGUAGAACAUAUUGCUUUUGUACAUGGAUUAAGCUCAUAUUUGCGGACUGUUUGUAUUUCCUUCGAACCAAUUUGUUUGACUCUAUGAAUGGUCCUAAAAGAGAUUUUUGGUGGAGCAACGUGACCAGAACUUACAAGAUGUUCCGCAAUCGAACCAUUGACUGAGUUGGGUACCAUCUUGACAAUAUAUUACCCCACAUAUUCAUUGUGAACGGUCAAGGUUGUGAAAACGUGACUAACUGGGGUAACUACCAGCUGAUUGCAAAGAUAUUGGUUGGCAUAUGUAAGUUUUAGGACUGAAAUAUCCACUACACGUAUGUUAAACUGUUUUCAGCAUCGCGUUUCUCUGCUAGCAGUAAUGGUUAGAUUAAAAUUAGCCCUAAUGGUUUUCUUAAAAACUCUGUUAAUGGUUCUCUUAUUACAUUGUUUUCAGAACUCAAGGUGUCUCAGUCGAAAA
Messenger RNA from Schistosoma mattheei, 4868 nucleotides. The record is from the annotation of a GenBank genome assembly. NCBI's taxonomy places the organism in Eukaryota, Metazoa, Platyhelminthes, Trematoda, Strigeidida, Schistosomatidae.